Messenger RNA from Cherax quadricarinatus, 3063 nucleotides. The record is from RefSeq and is a predicted model, not a curated record. NCBI's taxonomy places the organism in Eukaryota, Metazoa, Arthropoda, Malacostraca, Decapoda, Parastacidae.
UAAGACAAUUUUUAUUUACAUCUUCGUAUGUUUUUCUCACCAGGGAAUUAAAUCUCCCCCGUUCUUGGUGGCUUUCCCCAGGUGUUGCCACUGGAGAACAAGAUGAAAACACCCAGGGAGUUUGGUGGAUUAACUGGGGUGCUGAACACCGCUAUGAUGCUGGUAGUGUGCUUGUACGCCAGCGUUGGUUUCUUUGGUUACCUCCAGUAUGGCAGUACAGUUCAAGGCUCCAUCACUCUCAAUCUUCCUGCUAGCGACCCGCUUGCCCAGACGGUGAAGCUGCUGAUGGCCAUAGCUGUGUACAUGACGUACCCACUACAGAUGUACGUACCAGUGGAGAUACUGCUGCCAGCAGUCACCAGACACUUCCAUACUAAGUGUACCAAGACAAUAGCCGAAUAUGUCUUCAGGACCGCCAUGGUCCUGCUUACCUUCGUGUUUGCUGCCUCUGUCCCCAACAUCGGACUGUUUAUCUCGCUGAUCGGAGCUGUGAGCAGCUCAACACUGGCACUCGUCUUUCCUCCCAUCAUUGAACUCAUCACCUUCUGGCCUGACACAGGAAGGUGCCACUGGGUCCUCGUCAAGGAUGUGGUCAUCUGUGUGUUCGGUAUUCUUGGUUUCAUCACGGGCACCUUCACCAGCAUCUCUGCCAUCGUCCAGUAUUUUAUCAACGGCCAGAAGGAACCCUCUCUAGAGUGCUAGAAGCUCCCCUCUACAGUGCUAGUAGCACCCUCUAAAGUACUAGCAGAUCAAGAGUGUUAGCAGCCUGUAGCUUAGAAAAUGGGUCCAUAAUGAUAUUUCUUUGAUCUAAUAUAUUGGUAAUUUUUUCGUUAAUAUGUAAAAGAAAGCAUUUUGUUUUAUAUUAUUAUUUGGUUUAUAUAUUUAGCUAUGUAUGUAGGUAGGAUGAACAAGUGUUCUACAUACUGUGCUCCUUGGAAAGGGGUUUUGAUUGGUUACCCACACUGCAAACUACUUGCUCGCUUGUUUGAUUAUUGGCCAUGUGGUAAGCUGUAGAAGUCAUCCAGUGCUGUAUGUGGAGUGCUUGCUUCUCACUGCUGCUUCUCGAGGUAUUAUCUCCUCUGGGAGAACGUUUUCUUUUUCCCGUGUUAUUCAGACUGUUUUUCCCAGUGUAAGUUUCUGUUAGUGAGCCUGAACAUACAUUAAACUGCACAACUGUUUACAGAGUAUUAUUUAGUGUGAUUUCUGAAGUUCCCGAGGCUAUGUGUAGUGAAACACUGUACCUCUGGUCCCCAGUUAAACUCUUGACCUACCGUGAUCUGGCAUCUACGCACUGUCAUAGUAGAGGUUUGGAAAUUGCUUAACUAUGAUCCAGUAAUAAAGAUGUGGAGGAUUUACUGACGGUGCCCCAGUUAGUCCUUUUUUGGUCUCAGUGUUCCUUGUCUGACACUGCUGUUCACGACUGCUUCCUUAAUUAUUUCUGUUUGGUGAAUUGUUCGUUCUACUGUUUAAGCAAACUUUUUUUUGGGAGAGGGGGGGGCGAGGAAAUUGUCCAUCACAUUGUAAGUAGAGUAACUGAAGCUUACAUAUUUGUGAAGGUUUAGUCAGUCCUGUCAGACCCUAAUAAAGAAUUUGAAAAAGCUGGUUCUUCAUUAUGGAAAGAAACCAAAAAAAAAAAAACACAUGAUAAACAAUUUUAUAAUUCACGGAAUAAUAUAAGUCAAAUAUGAAAUUAAGCCUACUUUAAGAAAAAUGAAAUGUAUAAAUAAUUCGUGAUCCUAAGCUAAAUUUAUACACAGAUGUCGUGGGGUAUAGAAUGGUGUGCCGAUGUUCUGGACACAGAGCUUGAAUGUUUCUGAAACUCAAAGCCGUUGUUGAUGAUAAGGGGAAGGGGGUCACAGCUGGUCGUGAUUCGCAAAUGAAAGUCCACAACAGAAUAUAUAUACUGCCAAGAAGAGGUAGAGUGAUCCUUUAACCGCCUCCCCUUCUGUCGAGAAGAGUAAUUAUGCAGUCAAGAGACUAGGAAUGCUGGUGUAGUUAUAACUUUGAGAUGGUGUAUAGCUGAAUGGGCGGUCGGCUACAGAUGUGUGUGGGGGGGGGGGGGUAGGGGUUGGACCAGUGUAGGUAGAUAUGUAUAGCCACGUUUUGCUGAUGUUGCUAUCAAUGCUCCAUCAAAAGUAUCUCUGCAUGUGCCAGAUGAAUCUAGCUGACAAUCAAGGCUAGAAUUAAAACAACACACAGUCACACAUCACUCGAUAAAUCUCUCAGACAAUCGGCGUACGGCCUUUAAAAGAAAUGGUGAGAAUUAAAAAAAUAAUGUACUUGAAAAUUCAAAUCAAUGCAAGAAGAAAUAAAUCCAAAAUCCAAAAUAAGAGUGAAGCUCUUAAGAAAGAAUCCCAACAUGAAACAGGAACAGAACGAAUACUUACAGAUGCGGCUUCAUCAGUCUUAUACAAAGCAGGAAGGUACAAGGGAAGGAGGAGUUUGAAGCCAGUUUGGUAAAACGUUUCUCCAAAAACAAAUUCCCAUUUGUUGCAUAAGUGUCUCAGUUCUUCAACUUGUCGGUUUUCGAAACCAUUCAUGACAUCUGUCAGACACUGCAUCAUCAUGGGAUCUUGAUACAAACAAUUCUUCAACUUGUCGGUUUUCAAAACUACUCAUCACACACAGAUGCGUUGGGAGCUGCUAGUCAAGUGAUUUCACCACAGGUCUGAGAAGCUCAAGUCACCUCCCACCGGGUGUAAAAAAAAGGGGGGGGGGAGGGGUAGUGGGAGCUAGUCACCCAUCCUAUCUUAACAAGCAAACUGCCCAGCAAAUUACCACAACCAUACAUUCAUACUGUCACUACUCCUAUCUACUGAACUUUACCCUCACAAUAUUACACAUAUUGUGUACUUUUAAGUACCUUCUACUACAGUAAUGUACUAAUGGGUACAGAGUCUUACAGUAUUAUAAUGUUCACUAUAUUACCUAAAGUGUAAUAUACAAAUAUUAAGAUAUUUACCAAGAGUUGUAUAGGAGACUAUCUCUUUAAUUAUUAAGUUUGUGUUAACUGUAAAUAUUUCGACCCAGAAACCUUUUUAUUAUUAAAGUUUUCAAAUUUAA